This is a messenger RNA of Aspergillus ruber CBS 135680, 1981 nucleotides long. Its product is annotated as MFS transporter. The transcript has 5 exons. NCBI's taxonomy places the organism in Eukaryota, Fungi, Ascomycota, Eurotiomycetes, Eurotiales, Aspergillaceae. The coding region runs from base 109 to 1731 and encodes 540 amino acids. The record is from RefSeq and is a predicted model, not a curated record. Gene Ontology annotation, molecular function: transmembrane transporter activity. Gene Ontology annotation, biological process: transmembrane transport.
UGUUCUUGCCUGAGAGGUUUACUAUAUAUCUCUCCUUUUUCUCGCUCGAUUUGUCCUCUUUCUUUUCUGUAUUCUAUUCAUGAUUGCCACGAUUACGAAUCGCGGACUAUGGACGACAACCCUCGGAUAUCGCAAUCUUCGGAUUCAAAUAUCGGAACUGCAUCUCCAAAGACGGAGACGACAAUGACUCUAGAAAACAACGCCAAUGUCAAUCAUGAAACCAACAAUAACAAAGAAUACGGAAUCCUUAGCACCACCGAAGAUGCAUCCCACCAAGACAUCGAACACCUCUACCUUGACUUCGAAACCCCACUCCCAAACCCCAUGGGGAUCUCCUCCCCGCGAUCCGGCCAAUCACCACCACCGUCACCACCAAACUUGAAUAAAUACACAUCGCCGUUCCUAUGGUCGAAACCGCGCAAGACGAUUAUCACUAUAAUCUCGUGCUGCGUUACGGCAUUGUCUGCGUAUGCGGCCGGAGAGUAUACGCCGCCGUCGGAGGAGUUGACGGCAAAAUGGCAUGUUAGUAAGGUUGCGUAUAAUGUGGGGAUUACGUUGUUUACGCUUGGGUUUGGUAUUGCGCCGAUGGUGUUGGCGCCGUUCUCGGAGAUUAAUGGGCGACGGCCGAUUUUUGUGGCUAGUGGGUUGGUUUUUACAGUAUGCUUGAUCGGAUGUGGUGCUACGGAUUCAUAUGCUGGGAUGCUGGUUGGGAGAUUCUUCCUGGGAAUUGGUGGAUCAACGUUCUCGACCAUGGUGGGUGGCGUCAUUAGUGACAUCUAUCAUGCUCAGGAUCGUAAUGGCCCUAUGUCUUGCUUCUCUGGAGCCGCGCUAUUUGGAACUGGGCUGGGACCGCUAAUCUCCGGCUUCAUUGAAAUGCGCGUUUCCUGGCGAUGGAUUUUCUACUCCGAAGCCAUUGCCUCCGCCAUCUUUCUGGUUCUUCUGUUGGCCUUCCUUAAGGAGACCCGGGGUAGUGUGCUGUUGAGUGGCAAGGCCAAGGCUCUCAACAAGUAUUAUGACAAGCUUGAGGAAGCAGGUUACUAUGGUGUCGUCUUCACCGCGGAGGAUUCAGGCGAAAAGCAACGGGUGCAGCGCAUCCGGUGGAAGGUCAAGAGUGACGAGGAGCGAGAGACCUUGGUCAGAAUGGUCACCAUUUCUUGUUACCGGCCAUUUCAUCUCUUGUUCACCGAACCGGUGGUGUUCUUCUUCUCCCUUUGGGUCGCAUUCAGCUGGGCGAUCUUGUACCUGAACUUUAGUUCCAUUCCUCUUGUCUUUUCAACCAACCAUGGCUUCAAUGUGGAACAGAUUGGCGCCGUAUUCUCCGCGGUGUCCAUUGGUGCUCUCCUGGCCACUCUUUUGAGUAUUUACCAGGAGAAACUGGCGAUGCGCCUGGGCAAGAUGCCAAAUACACCAGAAGGCCGGCUCUACUUUACCUGUGUCGAAUCCAUCCUCAUGCCUAUCGGUCUUUUCUGGUUUGGAUGGACAUCCUACUCAUCCGUUCCAUGGAUCGUGCCUACCCUUGCCCUGGGUUGUGCCACCAUGGGUAUCUUUUCCAUCUACCUGGCCACGUUCAACUACCUUGCGGAUACGUACCAUCGAUAUGCCAGUUCCGCCAUUGCUGCGCAGUCAUUCUGUCGAAACAUCCUUGCUGGUAUCUUCCCGUUGGUUGCGAAUUUCAUGUUCACGAAUCUCACGUAUCCCGGUGCUUCCAGUUUGCUGGGAGGAAUUGUAUGACUGAUCAUCGUUCUUUUCUGGGGACUUUUGCUAACAUGCGGCAGGGUAUUCUGCUGACGCUCGUGCCCUGGGCGCUGGCGUGGAAGGGGCCUCAGAUCCGUGCGAAGAGCAAAAUCGCUAGUGUAGGUCCUCCGCCGUGCAUAUGCAUAACGAAAUGUCGCUGACCUAUUUGCAGCAAAUCAUGCAGCAGAGUUAGCUACGCGCAUUCCAAAAAGUCGCAUUCGACCUGACGUGACAAUUAGAUUCCUAU